Messenger RNA from Naegleria lovaniensis, 1407 nucleotides. RefSeq lists its product as uncharacterized. Bases 1 to 1407 code for a protein of 468 amino acids. The transcript has a single exon. The record is from RefSeq and is a predicted model, not a curated record. Lineage: Eukaryota; Heterolobosea; Eutetramitea; Acrasida; Naegleriidae.
AUGAAAAGAACAAAAUCACACCCUGGCAAGAAUGCAACAAAGAAAACCAAAGCAAACGAUAGUACACUUUCAACACAAGACACUUCCUCCGAUUUAGAGCAAAUAAUUUUAUUCGAGGCCAAAAAGCCAAAUGAAAAACAAGCUAAGUUAAUUGCGAAACACUCUGAAAAUGCUUUAUGUAAUAGUAUUCCUCAACUUGAGAAAUAUUUAGACUUUUUGCAAAACAUUCACAACAAGGAUAUUGACAUUACAAACAAAGACUCUGUCUCUGCAACAUACAUUCUGAUGAAUCAAUUUCUCAAACAAGGAGAAAAGGUUUUUGUUGGUAUUCAAGCUGGUAAUCCAGAACGCUUGCGACAGUCAAUUUUGCAAACUUAUAGCUCGGACAAAGAUUUUUCGGAACGAAUAUGUGCUGCAGUCAAGGCUAUCAGUGUAAGCCUUUUGAAACAAAAAGGUUUAAUUGAAUCCACAUGCCCACCUGUGAGUUCAAAUCUCAAAGUUGGAGAUUUAGUUGAAAUUAUUGAAAAGGGAGAGAAUUGUUACUACAAGAUUGGUAAAGGAAGAGUUCAAUCACUCACUUCAACUAAUUGCAGUUUAAAUGACAUUAUAUUUCACGUUCCAUCCUUCGUUCAAGAUCAAAAGAAGACGAUUUUUGAUAUUUCAUGCCUUUCAUUAAUUGAAGAUCGAACCAAUCAUGCUCCUAUGAUUCAAAAUGCUUUUUCUACGGUUCAGCGAGGAUGUACUCCAGUCUCCUUAUUUUCCAUGAAUUAUGAUACUGAAGUCGAUGAUGACAAAAUUGAUGACAAUGAAGUUCUCUCUAUAACUCCACCGGAAAUUUCGGAUUCAAGAACAAACUCAAAUUCAAAUGUUGAAGAGAGUGAUUCUCCUUUGCAAAAUGAGCCCAAGUCUACGGAACCUACUGAUUAUAAGAAUUUCGCUAGUGAUAUCUUUUUCCUUCAGCAAGUCAAAGACCUCAGAGAGAAAAACGAGGCCUUAUCAUUGGAAAACAAACAGCUAAAAGAAUUAAUCAUCAAAUUGAAUAAGCCAUUGAACGCAUUAAUUGCUCUUCAAUUACAAUACCCGAAUAUUCUUCCAAGCAAAACAAUUUCUGUCACAUAUGGUGCUAAUGUGAAACAAAUACCCCCAAAUUUGGUGUCCAGAAUUAUCAACAGCAACAAGACGGCUCGGCUUGGCAUUGUUAGCAAUUAUUUGUUUGAUAAGGAUUAUGUUCUUUUGAAAGAUGAUCAGAAAGAUAUUGUAAUUGAUUGCAUUUUAGAAUGUACUGAGGUGCCAUUGGAUAAGUGGAAAGUGGAACGAAUAUUAUUGAUGAAUUUAAGUCGAACUUUAAAACACAACGCAUCAAAGAAAGAGCAUGAAUCCAAAACCAAGAGCAAGCAGUCGUUGUAA